Molecule: messenger RNA, 1170 nt
Organism: Rhododendron vialii
Lineage: Eukaryota; Viridiplantae; Streptophyta; Magnoliopsida; Ericales; Ericaceae
Exons: 2
Coding region: 248-961 (237 amino acids)
Molecular function (GO): protein binding
Source: RefSeq, a predicted model, not a curated record
UGAUUAAAUUUUGCAGUUGUGUGCCUCUCUCUCCCUCUCUCUUGAUUAAAUUUUGCAGUUGUGUGCCUCUCUCUCUCUCUCUCUCUCUCUCUCUCUCUCUCUCCCUAUAUAUCCACCCCAAACGUUUUCACCAUUUUUAUCACAGUCAAGUCAGAGAGAGAGAGAGUCCCAUCAAAAAAAAAGUCAGAGAGAGAGAGAGAGAGAGAAAUUUUGUGAAAUUGUAAUAAUAAUAAUAAUAGAUCGAAGCAUGGUUUCGUUGCACACACCUCUGAAGACAAUCAAAGAGUUGGAGAAUUCGGCAAAGAAAAGGAAAUGGGAAGAGGAAGCAGUGGAAGAGGUGUUCGAGAAGCCACUUCUUAUUAGUAGUAGUAGUAGUAGUAGUAGUAGGAAAGGAUCCAAAAGUCCGAAAUCCAUGUUUGAUACGGAGCUUCUACGCCUCGAGACUCCGUUGCCUUUGGAAUGGCAGCGCUGCCUUGAUAUCCAGUCUGGCCAGAUACACUACUACAACACGAGGACUCAAACCAGAAUAUCAACUGAUCCAAGAACAACUAACUCAGUCCCAGACCCACCAACUCCUCCUCCUUCUCACAUGAGCCUAGACCUUGAGCUCAACCUACCAUGUGGCUCACCCACCACCACAAAAACCCGCUACUCCUCUCCCGAUGGCCCCACCGACGACAUCACCACCACCGGUAACGGUGAUACGUUUCCGGAUUGGAGCAAAAACAAGGGCAACGAUUAUUCCGGGGGCGGCGGGGGUAUCCCGAGGUGUCCGUCGUGGUUGGCGUUCGGAGGGGACGAGAGAGAGAUGAUAACGGCGGUGUGCAAGAAGUGUCACAUGUUGGUGAUGAUGUGCAAGUCUUCUCCGGCGUGCCCAAAUUGCAAAUUUGUGCACCCACCAGAUCAGACCCUUCCUGAUAACUUAUUUGCUAAUAAGUCAGGUCUUAGCCUCUUGUGUUAGAUACUAUAUAUUAUUAAUAAAAAAAGACUCUGCCAUAUGUUUAAUUAACUAGUGUUAUGGUAUUGAAUUAAUUAGUUCUAGUAAGAAGUGAAUCUCCAGCCUUUAACAAGUGGUCGGAGAGAGAGAAAAAGGGGGCGAGGAGUAGUUUAUUAUGUAAAAUAUACAAGUAAAUAAUUUGGUUCUUAAGGUUGUUAUUUCUUCUCGGUUUC